CGUAAGCCAUCUUAAGUGGAAUGGUUGUAUUUAUAUUAGUUCUCAAUAAUAGAUCUAGAAAUCUAGAUCUCGAUUCUAAAUCUAAUCUAGAUUAAGACAUUUUUAAUAUAAUUUUAAUUACUACAAAAUGUUUGGAUUACAAUAUAGAUCUAGAUCUAAAUGAUGAGUUUCCAAGGCAGUAAGAAUGAAUGCCAGGAGUCCGAUGCAGUCGUACUGGAGUAACUCUCUAGCCAUUCGACAAGAGAUUCAACGUUUCGAGAGUGUCCAUCCAAGCAUCUACGCUAUCUAUGAUCUCAUAGAAGCAAUUCCUGAUCCAUUGAUACAACAGCAAAUUAGGGAGCAUGUUGUUUGCAUAGAAGAUUCUUUUGUUAACAGUCAAGAAUGGACACUAAGUCGCUCAGUUCCAGAUUUAAAGUUGGGUAUAUUGGGAAGUGUUCAAAGUGGCAAGUCGGCUCUAGUACAUCGAUAUCUUACUGGUUCCUAUAUGCAAGAGGAGUCACCUGAGGGUGGUCGAUUUAAGAAAGAGGUUAUUAUAGAUGGACAAAGCUAUCUACUUUUGAUAAGAGAUGAAGGCGGAACCCCUGAAAUGCAGUUCACUCACUGGGUAGAUGCAGUCAUUUUUGUAUUCAGCCUUGAAAAUGAAAUGAGCUUCCAGGCAGUUCAUAGCCAUUAUGCUAGGAUGAGGCAGUAUAGAGACACAAAAGAAAUUCCACUUAUUCUUGUAGGAACUCAAGAUGCUAUUAGUGAAAGCAAUCCUCGUAUUAUAGAUGACACCCGAGCAAGGAAGCUAGCCAAUGAUCUAAAGCGGUGUUCUUAUUAUGAAACUUGUGCUACCUAUGGUUUGAAUGUUGAAAGGGUUUUCCAGGAUGCAUGUCAAAGGAUAGUUCAGAUGCGCUAUCCCAGUGUCACAUCCUCUGUUCCAUCAGCUUUACCUUCAACUCCUAAUCAUUCACAAAGGUCGUUCUAUGUUUCUCAAACCAGUGGCAGCAAACCUAGUGACACUCACAGUGUAAGCAGCCAUAGUACUAGCAGCUCUGGCACAUUAGUAACAUCUAGUUCACAGCCCCCCCUUUAUCCAUCAAAAGAAAAAGACUUGAAAGAUAAAGCAGAUAAGCCAGAAAAGAGAAAAGAUAAACAGUAUAAUCCUACCCAACCAACUGUGUUAGUCCAGCCAUCUCAAUCUUCACAUGUAACAUUGGGCCAGCCACAACAGUCUUCAUUAUUACCUCAACUUCCAGAACAAAGUGAUAUUCAGGCUAUUGAUUUGUCACAGAAGGAGGAAACUGUCACAUGUACACCACUUGCAUUACGUAAAUACAAAAAACCAUUCAUCAUAAAGUCCCAUUCUUUUAGUGAUAAACAAACUGAAGGAAAAGAUCUACCUACACCUAGCUCAACUCCUACACAAAGUAGAAAAAAUCGUAGAAGAUCAAAUCUUUUUAAUCCUAAGUCAAAAGAAGAAGAAAAAAAGCAAUCCAUUGAUGGAGAAAAAGUUGGAAGUGGUCGAACUAUUCCAAUCAAACAGGGCUAUUUAUAUAAAAAAAGUCAUGGCUUAAACAAAGAAUGGAAAAAGAAAUAUGUUGCCCUCUCUGAUGAUGGAAAACUUGUAUAUCAUUCUAGUUUACAUGACUACAUGGAAGAUACUCAUGCUAAAGAGAUACCAUUGGUUAAGACUACUGUAAAAAUACCUGGUAUGCGCCCUCGUGGCUCAAGGACAGUUUCUGCUGGUUGUGCAGCUAAUGGGGAAAUGAACAACUCCAUAGCAUUUGAUGUAUCAAGUGAGGGCCAGAUUGACAAUUCACUUGUUAUACCCAACUCUUCAAUCACUCCAGUAAUUCCUGAUCAGCCACGAACUCGUCCAGAGCGUUCUCCGAUGCUUCCUAAACUUGGUAUAAAUAGUUCAAGUAGAGAUACACCAAAUGUAAAAAAGAGACACCGUAGAGCGAAGAGUGGAGGUGUAAAAAAUUCAAAUCCUGGUGAUGGAGAUGAUUCUGAUGGCUAUGAAUUUGUUAUUGUAUCAUUAGAGAAUAAACAAUGGCAUUUUGAAGCUCACAGCGGGGAGGAUCGUGAUGACUGGGUUGAUGCAAUUGAGCAGCAAAUUCUCUCUAGCCUUCAAGCAAAUGAUGCUGGAAAAAAUAAAAAACAAAACCACUCAGAUCCUGCAGGCAUUCAAGCUAUUAGGUCAGCUCGUGGUAACAAUUUGUGUGCAGACUGUUCUGCAUCAAAUCCUGAUUGGGCAAGCAUAAAUCUAGGUGCAUUAAUUUGUAUAGAGUGCUCAGGAGUCCACCGUAAUCUAGGAACACAUAUUUCUAGAGUGCGAUCUCUAGAUCUGGAUGAAUGGCCAAAUGACAUCGUUAAAGUUAUGGUUGCAAUCGGUAACAGUAUUGUCAACAGUGUAUGGGAAGCUAAUAUCAAAGGAAAACUGAAGCCUUCACAGACUACAUUGCGGGAAGAAAAAGAAAGAUGGAUCAGAGCAAAGUAUGAAAUUAAAGAAUUUUUACCACCACUACCCUACAUAGAUAUUCCAGUUAAUCAGCAAUUAAUUGAUGCUCUUGUUAGAGAAGAUAUCAGAAAUAUUAUUGUCAUCUUGGGUCAUGCAGAACCAGAAGAUAUUAAUGCUCCAUACAGCAAAGAUGAUGGAAGAACUGCACUCCAUAUUGCAGCAGCAUUGGGGAAUGUUGUUUUUGUGCAAUUGUUAUUAUGGUACAAUGCUAAUGUUAAAGUUGUAGACCAUGAAGGUAGAAAUGCUUUAUGGUAUGCACGAAGUUCAGGUUCGUCUGAAUGCACAGAACUUCUAACAAACAAUGGAUGUCCUGAAUAUCCAACUUUACCACGAAGACGGGGAAGUGUGCAACAGGGAAAGAAUGAUGUGUUUGAUAAAUUACCUGCAAGUGUUAUUUAAACAGUUCAUAACAGUGUAAAGGAUUAAAUGUGAAUGAUUGAUAUUUGAAUGCUUGAAGUAUCCAUGUUAUGUAAUUACUUAAUAUCUAUCAAGAAACUACGUUUUCAUUUGGUUGAUGUAAAGUUAUAGUUAAGCAUUUGUUUUGCAAUUAGUUUAGUAAAUAAUUGAUUUUAAGGAUACUGCAUCAUAUCAAUUGUCUUUUCCUGUAAAUGAAUAGUAUUCAGUUUUAUUUACUUUAAUUUUUUUUAAACAAGUCCGGAUAUCGUAGACCUAUUUUGUGGUCUUUUGUAUUUAACAUAUCUUUUUCUAGGAAAUUAAGAUGUAAUUUUACGUCAUUUGUUGUUUGUUUUGUUUUUUUGUCUAUAGUUUGCAUUUGACUUGCAUUUUAAGUUCUUGUUAGUUUUUUGUUGGUUUUUUUUUGUGCUGUUUUAAACAUUUUUAGGAAACAUAAUUCUAAAGGUCUCAGAUAAUUUGAAUUAAUUGGCUUCUUUUUAAACUGACACACUGAGUUUACUAUUGAAAAGUUUUAAAUACAAACUACUUGGUAAAUAUUUGUUUUUAACGUUAUGUUUACUAUUUGUUCAUUGUGAAAAAAAAUUAUAAAUCUCAAAUAUUCUUGAAUUUAGAUCUGUCACAUUUUUAGCCACUUUGGCAAUUACAUUUAUAUAUUCAUUAUAUGUUUUUUUCAUAAGAAUAAAGUAUCAUUUUAAUCUUUGUUACUAGUUCAUUCACUGGGCUAAGAUUUUUAUGAGUUAGAAGAAUAUUCACUUUAAACCAGACAAAUUAAUUGAUUACACAUGAGCAAAUUGAAACACAUUUUGGUUGUAAGAGAUCAAUCUAAAUUUUAACUAUUUUAAAUUGUAAUAUUGUAAGUGGUAAAAAAAAAUGUGUGCAUUUAAUAAAUUACAAUGGCAUUGACCAGUUGGGAUUGGUUAUUAUUUGUCUUAGACCGCCAUUUUUUGUGUGCUAAGCUUUUCAAGAAUAUAUCUUGUCAUGUGGCAUUUGUAAGUAAGUGUUCUAAAGCAUCUCAUUUUUGGUCGCGUAAAACAAAUAUUACAAAUUAAAAGCUAAUAUUUUGCUUACAUUUACUGUAAUGCACUAAAACUUAUGAUGUCAACAUGACCUUGUUUGUUUACAUUAUUUGGCAUCAGGGAGGCUUGGGUUGGAUUUUUCCUUUAAAUUUCAUUUAAUUAAUGACAAAUACAUCAGGUUGGUAAUGAAAAGCAUUGGUCUUUAUAAGUAUGUGUUUUAGCAGCUUUGUACUAGAUUUGUAAAAAAAUGUAAUCUCCUUGAUUGCCACUUGAAUAUUUCCUAAUAAUAGUCUAAAAUGCAUUUUAAAAUUGUUAUUCUGUUAGGUUAGUCUAUGUCCAGCAUAUUAUUGGGAUAACUGGAACAAAAAGAAAUGUAUUUAUGAAUCAGUGAUUUAUGAGCUCGGUAAAGUUGUAAAAAUUCUGUGACCUGAUUAUAUAAAGUGAUUAAAAUUUUGCUGUGUAUCUGAUAACUGAAAAAACCUGUAAAUUAUAGUUAACUUGAAUAUAUUUUAUAAUGUGCUAUACAACUGCAUUGUUCCUAUGUAACUCUUAUAGUAUACCAUUUUGAUCAGUGUUACUAUUUCAUUUAUUUAAUGUCUUUUAUUAUUUAACAAAACAUGGAUGUCGAUUUCUUUAAAAAGGUGUUUGCUUUCCUUGACACCUUAAUUUUUAAGAUUUAUUUGUGACACCUAGUUACUAUUAACGAAGUAAUAUUAAGAAUUUAUAAAGGAUUUGAAUUUUUAAAAUAACUUUUCCAUAACUGGAUGUAUAUUAAAUUUUUCUUUCAGGCUUGUGGCUGUAAUUUGUAAAACUUGACUAAUGUGUAUGUCAACUAAGUCAUAAAAGUUGUAAAGUUGUUUGUUAAUUUCAAAUUCAACAAUUGUUUAUUUUUAUAAUUUUUUUUCUUUACACAAGAACUAAAGAUAAAACAUAUGACACUUUUAGAUAAUAGAUUUUUAAGUCAGCUUUUUUUUUUAUUAUUAUUUUAUUUGUGAUAAAUUUACACUAGUCAGAUGCUGACAUACACAGAAUGCAGUUUGUGAGUUUGAUUUUUGGGUAAUAUGUUAUCUUGACUGUUUGAUGUUUCUUUUUUAAAGUUGCUGCAUUUGAUUUUUUAUCUGUAAAAUAUGUAAAUUAAUGCAUUUUUAUGACACAACUUUAAAUUUCAAUUUUAGUAAUAUCUUAAGUUAUUACAGAUAUUUAGAGAAUUGAACAUUUUAUUACAUGUAACAUAUUUGAAACUUAAUUGUAGCAAUUGCAUUUGAAAGUAAUAAAUAAGUAUUUGUUUUU
Molecule: messenger RNA, 5223 nt
Organism: Physella acuta
Lineage: Eukaryota; Metazoa; Mollusca; Gastropoda; Physidae
Product: arf-GAP with GTPase, ANK repeat and PH domain-containing protein 1
Biological process (GO): activation of GTPase activity
Molecular function (GO): protein binding; GTPase activator activity; GTP binding
Source: RefSeq, a predicted model, not a curated record